Molecule: messenger RNA, 690 nt
Organism: Ilex paraguariensis (yerba mate)
Lineage: Eukaryota; Viridiplantae; Streptophyta; Magnoliopsida; Aquifoliales; Aquifoliaceae
Source: the annotation of a GenBank genome assembly
AUGGAUGGACAUCGAUUACGUGUCGGGGCACUAGCCUGGAGUUCAUCCCUGUUGUCUUCAGGUAGCCGGGACAAGAGUAUCCUUCAACGAGAUGUACGUGCACAGGAAGAUUUUGUCAGUAAACUAUCUGGGCACAAAUCAGAGGUUUGUGGAUUGAAGUGGUCAUAUGAUAAUCGUGAGUUGGCAUCUGGUGGAAAUGAUAAUAGGCUUUUCGUUUGGACCCAACAUUCAACACAACCUGUGCUGAAAUACUGUGCACAUACAGCUGCUGUAAAAGCAAUUGCAUGGUCCCCUCAUCUUCAUGGACUCCUAGCUUCUGGCGGCGGUACUGCUGACCGAUGCAUUCGUUUCUGGAACACCACCACUAACUCACAGCUUAGCUGCAUGGACACUGGCAGUCAGGUAUGCAAUCUUGUGUGGUCUAAGAAUGUCAAUGAACUUGUUAGCACCCACGGUUACUCCCAAAACCAAAUUAUAGUUUGGAGAUAUCCUACAAUGUCCAAGCUGGCAACUCUUACUGGCCAUACAUAUAGAGUUCUUUACCUUGCCAUCUCACCAGAUGGACAGACAAUUGUGACAGGAGCAGGAGAUGAAACUCUUAGGUUCUGGAAUGUGUUCCCUUCUCCUAAAUCUCAGAACACUGAAAGUGAAAUUGGAGCAUCAUCUCUUGGAAGAACUCAGAUCCGGUGA